Molecule: messenger RNA, 2775 nt
Organism: Hylaeus volcanicus
Lineage: Eukaryota; Metazoa; Arthropoda; Insecta; Hymenoptera; Colletidae
Product: piggyBac transposable element-derived protein 4-like
Exons: 2
Coding region: 700-2475 (591 amino acids)
Source: RefSeq, a predicted model, not a curated record
UAAAACGGCCCUGCGUGUACGUUUAAACAAAUAAUAGUUUGCCGUCUUAAUCACAUGUAUACCAAGCAUAAUACAACAAACACAUUUUAAUAAUAUAAUGUAUGCCUCAACAUCAUACGUAAUCUAUUUAUUAUUAUUUCGUCAGAAUUUAAUUCUUAUCCCAAUCGAGCAUGAAUGUUCUUGACAGAAAUCUGCUUUUAGAAUAGAUACAUAGUUGAUGCGAAGGUUGCAAAGAAAAAGAGGGCUAAGCGAGGAAAAGAGACGGAAAAUGUAGUCGACUAGCUCCGUUUAUGCGAUCCUGUAAUCUUUCAACUGUUGAUGAAUGUAGAACUGUUGUAUACUUGAAUAGCGGCGUGGAUCUACGACAUAGAAAGAGGGAACAACAGUUGAGGUUAUGAACAAAGAACGAAAGAUCGAGAAAGUGAGAAAGGGAGAUCGCGAGAUUGCUAUACUCCGGUUAUACGUUCCUGUUGGAUUUGCUCCGAGGUUAAUGGGAAUACAGAACGAUGGUAGAGGUUAUUUCACUUUGAGCGAGAGAGGUAUAUCAUGAAACCUGCCCUCUUGACUCAUCGCACUCCACUGGCGCCGCUGUGGCGACAUACAUAGUACGCGUCAUAGUUCCACGAGCGCUGCUACGGUAAUAUCGCGUGUACAGUUCUCGUUGUAAAUUGUAAUAUAUCGUUCUUUCACGGGUAUCAAAUGGAAGAAAGAGAGGUUUAUAGUGCAGAGUUGAUAAAUAGUGACACUGACGAUGAAUUCCAGUUUGAACUGUACAGAGACAAUUUGGUUGACACUAUCAUAGAGGGCAGUGGAAGUAAUUACGAGCUUGGGAGCAGCAGCGAAGAGAGCUACACACCGGUAUUGAAAAAACAGAGGAGACGAGUUGUCGAGAGCGAUGACAACGACAACGGAAGUACAUCUGGAGAAGAAGACGAAGACGAUGCAUGGUACGAUGUCACGGAGAACGAAAAUAUUUCGCACAGAAUCAACUUCACGGUGGCUCCAAAAACCGUAGGGCCACAAGUAUCCUCGAACGUCGUGGAACCCACGCAUUUCUUCAAAUUAUUUUUCACCGAACAGCUGGUGGAUGAAAUCAUAAACGAGACGAAUAAUUACGCGAAGACUAUGCUGCAGUCGAAAAAAAUAACGGCAAAUUCUAUUUGGAAGACGUGGCGCGACGUGGAACGAAACGAAUUCUGGGCCUUCGUCGCGGUCGUUUUAAAUAUGGGUACGAUGCCGGUGGCAAACAUACAGGAGUACUGGUCCACGAAAGACAACAGUAGAAUUCCUUUCUUCUCGAGCAUAUUUAAACGCUACAGGUUCAAUCAAAUAUUUUGGAUGCUGCAUUUGAAAACCCCCGCCGCCGCCGCGAAAUCGCGUUUACAACGGGCGAGCAAUUUUUUGGAGUACAUAGAUUCGAAAUUUUCGGAGCACUUUAUACCCGGUGUAAAUAUCUGCGUGUACGAGUCCAUACUGAAAUUCAAAGGAAGAGUCAGUUUCAUCACAUCCAAUCCUAACAGACCCACGAAGCGGGGCAUACGAAUUUACGUAUUAGCAGACUCCCAAACAGGAUACGUGUACGGUAUACUUCCAUACUACGGGAGUAUUACUUUGGAAAAUCUUAUCAGACCGGAUUUAUCAAUUAACUGCAGAGUUCCGUUACAUCUGUAUCAGAAAUUGCUGAAUCAAAUUCCCACCGCGGAAGGUUAUCAUAUGUACACCGAUAAAGAUUACACGAGCAUAUCCUUGGCCGAGGAAUUAAUGAAACUGAAGUGCCACUUGACCGGUACUAUAAAAACCAACAGGAAAGGCGUUCCGAUUUCUAUAAAGAAGCCGAAAUUCUCGAACAAAAACACCGUCGCGUAUAGGAAAGAGAAUACGAUGAUCUUAGCGUGGAAAGACAAAGGGAUCGUAAACGUAUUGAGUACAGGGAGUCACGCAGGAAUGACAUCGACGAGGAAAACUGUGCGGGACGGUGCAGAUGUAAUAAUCAAGAAGCCCGACGUAGUUCUCAAUUACACCGCCUCCGUGGCUGGCGUUGAUUACGUUAACCAAUAUGCGUCGACUUACUGCUUUCUGAGAAAGUCCCUCAAGUGGUGGAGGAAGCUGUUCUUCUGGGGUAUGGAGAUAUGCGCCAUAAACGCGUACAUUUUAUACAAAACCGUGAAAAAAGCGAACAAUCAAAAACCGAUGACGCAUCUGAAGUUUGUGAAACUGUUGGUCGAUCAACUGCGUGGCAAUUUUCGCCAGGAGCGUGGGAGGGACUUCAGCGCCCCUGCCGAAAACAGAUUGAACGGGAAACUCCACGUGAUGCGAAAAGGGACUAAAAGGGACUGCGUGGUAUGUUCGAAGAGACAACAAAAGUCUGGACGACGCGAAACGAUUGAUUACUGCGACACUUGCCGAAACAAACCCAGGAUGCACAUGGGAGAUUGUUUUUAUAGAUAUCAUACCAUGCAAGAUUACAAGGUGUAAGAUUUGUGAUAAUUGGACUGCAGGUGUUUGUGCAUUCAUGGCGAAUGAAAGUAUGAGGAAAUCUAUGGAAAUCCGCACGAGUCCAAAAAUAUGUAAUAUUAAUGUCGAUAGUAUUGCUUAGAAGAUAAGAGGAUUAGAUUCAAUUUCUGUAUUUAUAUAAAUAUGAAUUUGUAUAAAUAUCCACAGUCCAGCGAUAACUAAGUAAACUAUUGGGCUGUCUGGAAAGUUCAUGCCGAUUUUUAGUAGCCGGUACAGGUCUGUAUACAGGGUGUCCCAAAAGUCGGGGAGGAGCCGGAAAUG